This is a messenger RNA of Exophiala bonariae, 1242 nucleotides long. RefSeq lists its product as uncharacterized. The record is from RefSeq and is a predicted model, not a curated record. Lineage: Eukaryota; Fungi; Ascomycota; Eurotiomycetes; Chaetothyriales; Herpotrichiellaceae. The transcript has 7 exons. Gene Ontology annotation, molecular function: FMN binding; oxidoreductase activity. Bases 1 to 1242 code for a protein of 413 amino acids.
AUGGAGCAACUCAUCACCCCAAUCAAGCACCUGCAAAAGCCCCUGGAAAUUGGAGACAUCACGCUGCGAAAUCGGUUCGGUAUGUCCUCGGUAUCUCGCAAUCGGGCUGACGGCACUUACCCUAAUGCACUGAAUGGAGAGUAUUUCUACCAGCGGGCUCUUGGAGGGGCGGGCUUUAUCUGCGCAGGAGGUGCCCUGAUCGAGCCUCAGGGCACAGCUAUGCGAGAAACACCUCAGAUCGACACCCACGAGCACAUGCUCGCUUGGAGACGGGUUGUCGACAGAGUUCAUGAAGUCCCCGGAGCAGUUUUCUACUGUCAACUGUGGCACUGUGGACGUAUGACUUAUCAGGACGCCAAGAUUCAGAAAGAGUAUGGCAAGCCCACCAUUGCUCCUAGUGCCAUUCAAGCUCGUAUGGGAAUUGCGCCGGAUAAUGAUGGUGUUUAUGAUUUGGAACCGGGACUAGAUAAGGGAUAUUCCAAGCCUACCGCCAUCGAAAACCCGAAAGAUGUUAUAGAGCAAUUCCGUAGGUCAGCAAUUCUGGCGAAGGAAGCUGGAUUUGAUGGAGUUGAAUUACAUGGCGCCAAUGGGUACCUCGUUUCUCAGUUCCUGGAUGACACUGCAAAUAUCCGAACGGAUGAUUAUGGUGGGUCGGUAGAAAAUCGUGCCAGGUUCGCACUUGAAUGCAUCGAUGCUCUGGUUGAGGUAUGGGGUCCUAAAAAGGUCGGCAUCAAAUUAUCUCCCGCCACUGGACGCGGCGACUUGGGUAUGCCUGUUGAGAGGCAGAUAGAACAAUUCACCUACCUGAUCAGAGAGUUGGAUAAACGUCCAUUGGCGCAUGUUCAUACACUUUGGACGGAAGGAGCGGUCCCUGCUAACCAACGUACAGAAUGGAUGGACAUGGAAGUGGAUGGCAAGAUGCGUGGGCCCUUGCACCCUGUCUGGGCGACCUACCGCCACCUAAUCAAAAACGCGAAGGUGUUCUUAAAUGGAGCCAUUUCACUCAUCGAAGCGGAAGAGCUGCUCAAAGACGGAACGGGUGACUUGAUCAUCUUUGGUCGUCCCUGGCUCGUAAAUCCUGAUUUCGCGAGUGCCGCGAUAGCUGGAAAGGAAAAAGAGCUUCAAUUCGAGUACAACUUUGAUUACUUCGCCCAGUACCCUAUCGGAGACCCAGCCAAAGGCUAUACUGAUUAUCCUUUCAUCACGAAGCCAGAUUACAAGGCCCCAGGUCUGAAAACAUAA